AUGAUGGGAAUGAUCCCUAUUGAGAAUAGCCGACAAGUUGGCAUUCUUGUAACCUCCUUCAUUUCUAUCUUGAUAGUCACUGUCUCGGUAGGCCUGCGCCUUGUCGCCAAAAGCAUGAGGAACAGCCUCGACUGCAGCGACUACUGCAUUAUAGCAGCCUCGCUAUGGAACAUUGCGCUCCACGCUUGCUGUUUGGCACUGGUCACACAUGGCGGCUUUGGAUUCCAUAUUGUGGAAAUUUAUCAGCGCUUUGGGCCUGGGACUGUAACCUUCUUCUUUAAGGGGGUUAUGUCCUUCUCGGUGCUGUGGAAUGCUACUGUGUGUUUCAGCAAAUUGUCGGUCUUGUCGAUGUAUACGGCGAUGAUCCCGAAGUCUUCUAUGUCGAAAUGGGCUCGUAUUCUCAGUGCCCUAAUCAUAAUAUGGAACAUCGCCAACAUCAUCGCUGUUUUGUUGAUGUGCCGACCGUUCGCAAGGAAUUGGGACUUUACGUUACCAGGAACUUGCGGUAGCCAACCAGCUUUUCACUUCGCAAUGGGGCUUGUCAACCUCAUCGCAGAUGCUAUAAUUAUUGCAUUGCCAAUGCCAUAUCUCUACAACUUGCGAUUGGCUUGGCGCAAGAAGUUAGCCGCAAUGGCCCUACUCAGUAUUGGAACAGGAACCUGGGCUAUCACUAUAUGCCGACAAGUACUGCUGCCCGAUAUAGACCAUGCGGACAUGACGUACAGCGGUGUGCUUGUCAUAAUACUCUCUAGCCUCGAGCCGGCUGUCGCGAUCGCUCUGCCGUGCAUCCCCCUUACGCGACCCUUAUUCGACAGAUCAAUCAAGACCACCCACUCCAGCUACGUUAGCAGACGGGUUAGUUUUUUCUCGAAGGAAGGAAGCAGAACACAGGAUUUCGACCCGACUGCCACGUUCUCAGAAUUGGUGGGCAACAACGAUACUUCUUCGCCACUUGAGCUGCAGUCUAUCAAGCCUUCUCAGAUUGUUCGCGUCUCGUCUGUUUACGAGCACCGUCGACAGCAGAUACCGGCGAGUCCAAAUUACAGUAUCACAGUUGAGACGAAGUGGGAAGUAAGAAGAGACUGA
This is a messenger RNA of Alternaria rosae, 1086 nucleotides long. RefSeq lists its product as uncharacterized. NCBI's taxonomy places the organism in Eukaryota, Fungi, Ascomycota, Dothideomycetes, Pleosporales, Pleosporaceae. The record is from RefSeq and is a predicted model, not a curated record. The transcript is spliced from 4 exons. The coding region runs from base 1 to 1086 and encodes 361 amino acids.